Molecule: messenger RNA, 8157 nt
Organism: Drosophila pseudoobscura
Lineage: Eukaryota; Metazoa; Arthropoda; Insecta; Diptera; Drosophilidae
Gene: RhoGEF64C
Product: Rho guanine nucleotide exchange factor at 64C
Exons: 10
Coding region: 1198-7761 (2187 amino acids)
Biological process (GO): positive regulation of Rho protein signal transduction
Molecular function (GO): guanyl-nucleotide exchange factor activity
Source: RefSeq, a predicted model, not a curated record
CAACUUGCAGCCACCAUUCAUUCGUCUUUCAUUCGUCGGGCGCGAUCGUUCGCGUCGUUCGUGCAGUAUAGAGUUGUAGCAAGAAAGAGAGCAGCCAAGCGUCUUCUUCUUUGCCGAAGAAUGAACGUUUUCCCAGGCCGCAGCCGCAGUUGCAGUAUCUCCCGGUCCCGGUAGCUCUCGCUUCCCCCUCGCCCCACCCACCUUCAAGCGUGUGGAUCCGUGUGUGCGUGUUACCAUUUGCAUUUCAGUUUAUUUUUUUUUUCGUUCCAUUUCGCUGUGUUUUCCGAACUCCGAAUCCAAAUUGACGCCGCAUUGCAUUGCACUGUGGAUUGCAUAGCUCCGUACGGUACGGUUUUCGGAGCCUUAAAAAUAGCCUUUUACAGUAAUUACUGGGCGCAAAAAAACGUGUUUUUUUUUUUUGAACAAGUUACAGUUACAGCUGCACCAAAAGAAAGCAGCAAUCAGAAAUUUUACUCAAAAGUGUAUGGCCGAAAAAAGAAAUACAACAAAAAAAAAAUAGUGUUUGAAGAAAAGAAGAAAAUCUUCUGCCAGCAGCGUCUUCUAUUUGUUCCAUCUGUUAACAUUGUGCUCAUAAUUUAUUGUACAACAAAUAUGCAAAUAGAAAGCAACAAAUUUGUACAGCAAGUGGAAUAUUUCAAAGCUUAAGAAAAGUGGAGCGUUUCGUGGCUGAUGGAUAGUGUAAGACACAAAAAAGUGGAACAAAACGAUUGCAGCACGCACUCACUCCCGGAGGCAAUUUCCCCCCAGCCCCCCGUCGCCGCCGCCGCCGCUUUUCCCGCCAAAAAAAAGCAAUAAAACCAACGGCAACAGCACAACCAACAAGAGAGAUAGCAAAAGCAACUGCAAAAACCGUAACAGGCCGUUGAACGGUGGUACAGCAACAACUGCAAGUCCGAGAGAGGGAGAUUUAACGAUUUGCUGAGAGAGAGAGAGAUCGGAAACUGCAUGCAAGAAAGAGAGCAGAAACUGCAAGCGCAAAUCGAUCUGGGAACAAAAACUGCCUGCGAAAAAGGUGCGAGGGUCAGCGAUUAAGAAGAGAAACAAAGGACCAACAGAGCGGGCAGCAGGCUUAGAGGAAGCAGUAAGGGUCAAAGUGCAUCAAAGGCAUUAAUUUAAAUUGGAUAUUAUGUGCGCAACGGCAGCAGGAACGACACAAGCCACAACCACUGAGAGCUCAUGUAUGACAAAACCAAGAAAUCGUGGGGUCAACGGCUCAAGACACUCGGCAGCAGCCACAGUGGAGGAGACGCCUCUCUAGGCACCGUCAGCGGUAUGCAGGCCAUGCAGCAGCUGCAGCUGCAUAUGCAGCACCAGCACCAGCAGCAGCAGCAGCAACAACAACAGAUGCAACAGCAGCAACAACAGAUGCAACAGCACCAUGGACACCAUGUACACCACUUGGCCGCCUACCAGCUGCCGCCGCCCGUUGCCGCCGAGUUCCUGCCCAGCGCCCUGUCGCGCUCCAUGAAGUACGCCGAGCCGUGGAUCUAUGGCACUGUGCGGGGCAUACCGGCGCGGCCCUCCUACGGCUACCAUCACCAUCACCAGCAUCCCCAUGCGGCGGCCAUCUUUGCCACGGACGGGGGCGGCGACUCGCCCCUGAGGGGGGCCCUGGCAGUGGUGAUCUGUUCGUGCGCCGAGUAUCUGAACGGCACGAAACGUGACGUGAAGAAGGCGAGCGUAUGCAAGAAGUGCAAAGGUUCGCGCCUGCCGCUUGCCACCAUCGGGGGCGGCACUGGCGGGGGCACUGUCAGACUGCCAGCUGUCAGCAGCAGCAGCAGCUGCAACGUCAACGGCAGGGGCAGCCGCCCCAUGGCUGCCACAAUGCGUGUGGUUAGUGCCACAAAGAAAUCACGUCCCUCCAUUCUGGAUCCACAGAAGGAUCCCUACGACCUGAUGCGACGCACGCGACUCCUAUCGCCGGAGCCGAGUGCCAGUGUCACCAGCAAGGACUCCCCCAGCAAGGAGGGAAAGUCACGUAGCCGCGAAACGGCCACGGUGUCCACAACGAGGGGUCGCACCCGGACCAGGGCACCGCUGCCCCCGACAAAGGCAGCAGCAGCAGCAGCAGCAACCUCUGCGGCACCAGAGCCCGCCGACUGCUGGCUAAUGGAGGACAACGAUGCACUGCUGCAGAGCAGCGGUCUCCAAGGCAGAGCCUCCAGCGCCGGCAGCAGUCGCCGCUCCAUCCUUCGCUGCAACGUCAAUCCCUACGACCUGAUCUCAAUUGAAAAUGGGAAGCAGAACCAGCAGCAGAGCCAGCAGCAGCAGCAGAAGAAGAACCAGUCGGCCAAGUCCGUCUAUGCGGAUGACUUCGAUGUGGCCGACGCCCAGCUGAACGACGACGAGCUGGAGCGCCAGCGGGAGAAGGGGAAGCGCAAGAAGUUUUAUGGAAACAAUGUGGCGGCCAUUGCCGGCCAGAGGAUUAGCCUGGGCAAGGAGAAGCCCAUAGCAAUCGAUCCGUCCGAUUCGAGUGACAGCUAUGAGCGGAUCAUUAUCGCCUCCGCCUCCACCACCGCCACCUCCUACUCCUGUUCUUCGGCGGAAGCGGUGGCGCAGUCGGCUCCGCCGCCUGUGGUGGGGCCGCGACGUCCGCCCCGCAACAAAAAAGCUGAUGAGACUGCAGCCAGCCACCCGGAAGCGCCUUUAGCUGCAAUAAUGCCUGUAACUCCUUCAAGGGCGACACCAACUGACGAUGAGAAUGAUGAAGAGAACGAUGAUGGUAACGAUGGCACCGCGAUGGCCUUUACAGUGCUCACUGUGACGCCCACAAUGCCGGCCAUCAAGUCCAUACUGAAGCGCCGUCCGUCCACACUGGAGUUGCCUUCAGUGCAGUCUCCGCCGCCUCCCGCCGUCCUCCUGCCCGACGGUGGAGUGGCGCCAGUGCUGACGCCUUCGGGCAAGUCACAGUUCUACAUUCCGACGCCAACGAAGGCGACAGCUGCCACGCCCACGGCCACAGCUGCAACAGCAACAGCGAUGGCGAUGGCGAUGGCAACGGCAACAUCAACACCUACACCCACACCCACGUCCAGUGGCACACCAGGAGCGAAUGGUGCGACGAUGACGCCAACAUCCACAUCGAGCUCACGCAAAAAAGUGCAAUUUAUGGUCGAGGAUAAAAUCAUAGCCACGACAACGGAUACGGCGGCGACAACUGAUGACAGCAGCGAUGCCAGCAAUGCCAGCAAUACCAGCAAUGCCUUUGUUGGCCCAGCCACUGGGGCGGGAUCUGCUGCUGACGAAGCAACAACAACCAGGACAAACUAUGAGUACUACAAUCGCAAGAGAAAUGCAACAGCAGCAGCAGCGGCGGCAACAGCGGCAGUAGGGAGAGCAGCAGCAGCAGCAGCGGCAGCGGCGGCGGCACAGCAGGAGACAUUUGCGGCUGACGUUGAUGAUGAGCAUAACUUUACAACUUCCGCUGAACCAACAGCAACAGCAGCAGCAGCACCAUCAGCAGUGACAGUGGCAACAGCAACAGCAGCAGCAGCAGGAACAGCAGCAACAGCAACAGCAGCAGCAACAGCAACAGCGUUGCACAUUAAGCCGGAUAGUUUGCAUUAUGAAGAUGUGCUGCCGCCGCUGCUGUCCGGGCAUCAAAUAUUUGACAAGAGCAACAGCGACAGGAGCAGCGAACCAGCAACUGAAAUGCUGCCAAAAUUAUUAUUGCCAGCGGAGGAGGAUCCAGCAGCAACAGCGGCAUGCCACUCGGGCAUGGGGUCCCCGCAUGUGACUGCAACUGCUGUCAGCAGCGUUUUGCCAGACGGCACCGCCACGACAGCAGCAAAAUCAGCAGGAGUGGCCCAAGGAGCAGCAACGGCAAACCAAAAGACGACAGCAGCAAAUCGCGAUUAUGACGAUGAUGACGAGCACAACGACAAGGACGAGAGCAACGACAACAGCCACAGCAGCAGCAGCAGCAGCAGCACCAGAAGAAGCAGCUACAGCAACAGCAACGACAACAACGACAUGAAUGGCCAUGGGAUGGAGGACAAGGGCGAAGAGAAGAGGGUGGCAAGGCAGAAGGAUGCGCCUGCCAGGCCUGCGGCAAGUCAAAAGCGUGCGGCACAAACGACACAAUCGCGAAAUCCCAUCAGACGGGCGCACAGCGAACGGCAUUUGUCGACCGCGCCCAUCACCGCCUCCACCGCCGCCACCAACACCGCCACCGCCACGGCCACGGCCGCCAGGAACUCCAUCGCCAUCGCCAGCGCCAGCACCAGCACCAGCUCCAUUUCGAAGACGACAACAUCGCCGCAUCCUCGCUCCUCGGCCCCAGCGAGUGGGCCACAAAAUGUCAUUUUAAAUUUUAAGGACACAAUGGCGCUGCGCAUAAAAAGCAACCGCAGCGACUCGAGAGAUUUAUUUCAAAGGCGUCCGACAGAGCCGCCUCCACCGCCACCCGCUUCGCCCCCCAAGGCACUGACGGAGCCACUGACGGAGACCGCAAAAGGAUUAGAGCUUCCGCCACACGGAAUCAAUAAGUCAGUACCGACUAUGACUCCGACUCCGACUCCGGCUCCGGCCCCGAUUCUGACAUCGACUCCGGCACAGCUUCGGCAGAAGCAACAGCAGCAGCAGCAGCAGAGGACUGUCGUGCGGGUGGCACCCUUUAACCAGAGCGGGGAGGGAGCCCACGAAGUGCAUCGCCUGAAAAUCUCGCACAGCGAGGAGGAUGACGACACCUAUCCGCACACGGAUCUGGGCGUGCAACUUCGCCGCAAACCGAGCACCAGGCUGCACCUCUCGCCCGAGGAGGAGGCGACCCCCAAGAAGACGUCGAUACUGAUUAGCGGCGAUGACUGCUACUCGACAAUGAAUCUCAGUGCGGACGCGGCCCAGCCCCUGUACCAGUCCUCCGUGGUGGUCAACAGCCAGGCGGUCAGCACCGGCGGGGUGUGCAUCAACGUGAGCAGCGCCGAGGAGGAGGAGCAGCAGCUGAAUCACCUGAAUACGAUGCGGAGCCAGCAGAUGAUGGGCACGGGCCUGGGCACGGGCACGGGCAUCGCCAUCAUACCCAUCCGCAGCAGCGAGAUCAACCUGCAGCGAUCCGUGUCGUGCAUCUCCUCCACCUCGAGCAGCUCCACGUCCAGCAGUGGCAGCUCCAGCGGCAGGGGGCGCACCCUCAUCCGCCUGGACUACGAGAGGGAGAGGACUGGGGCGGGCACCAGCACAACGCCCAUCAAUACGCCGCCGGCCAUCAGCUCGACGCCAGCCACGCCGCCGCCGCCGUCGCCGACCGACAGCUCGAGUCCGAGUCCUCUCGUGCAGCACGAGACGGAGCUGCUGAAGAUCCUGCGGAACCCCGUGGAGGCAGUGAAGCGCAACCUGGUGCCCCACGUGUGCGGCCUGCGCUCGGCGGGUGGUGACACCGGUCGCGCCAAGAAGAUGCAGGAUGCCGUGACGACGAUUGUGCCGCGCAGCUGCCCCAAGGAGGGAAGCUUCAUAGCCAAGCUGCUGCAGGACCCGAUGCUGGGCCAGGUGGCCGAGGGCCUGGAGACGGAGACGGUGGCCGAGCUGAUCGAGAACUCGCUGCAGCGGCUGCAGCAGGCGCGCCAGGCCAUCGACAUGAGCGGCACCAAAGACCACGACGACAUGAAUCGCCUGAUCAGCGCCUCGCUGCAGCGGAUCCGCUCCGAGCGGACUACCAAAGAGGAGGAUCGCCUCUCCAAUCGGGGCAGCAUCAGCUCCGCCAACAGCUUCGCCUCCGCCCACAACUACGAGCUGUUUGACUUUGCCGGCGGCAACGAGUCCGACUGCUACCAGAGCUGCUCCAGCAUGCUCACCGCAUCCGGAAUCCUCGAGGAGGAGCAGGCGCAGCAGCCUCAGCCACAAAAGGAACCAGAGCUGGAGGCCGAGCCCGAGCUGGAUGCAGCCACACGGGCCAAGUUCUAUCAGCUGCUGGUGGAUGCCACUCUCGCCGAGAUCGAGCACUCGACGCACACGGAGCCGGGGGUGGAGGCCGAGCACCACUACGAGUCCAUCCGGCUCAAUGGGGAUCCCAUCUACGAGGAGAUCAACGAGAAGCCGCCGCCACUGCCGCUCUCCGCACCGCCCCUGAACGAUGCCGAGCUGGAGAAGAAGGCGGCCCGGUCAAUCUUCGAGGGGGCCUCCAAGUACGACAUCCUCUCGUACCUGGUGGACGCCAAGGAGCGGGGCCUGGCCCGCGAGGAGAGCUUCGACUACAGCAACAACCCGAAGAUCAUCGAGGAGGAGGCCACGGACACGCUCAGCGAGCUGGACAAGCGCGUGGAGGACCGGGACAGUGGCCAGAGCAACAUGAACUCCCUGUCGCCGCCACCGCACAGCUUCAUCUGCGGCGGCGGCGGCGGCCUGGGCGGCGGAGGCAAGUGCGGCAGCGACGUGGAGCGGCAGGACUCCGGGGUCGGCUCGGAGACGAGCAAAUCGUCGCGCAGCAAGUACCAGGCCACGCCCACCGUGCUGCACCUGUGCGAGGACUGCGACGGAGCGGUGGAGAUGCAGGUGGGGGAGGCGGGCGUGCUGUACGCGCCGCUCGUGUGCCGCAAGUGCGGCAAGAAGCGGGUGGAGCGCAAGGAGAUCAUCACGGAGAUUGUGGAGACGGAGGAGAAGUACGGCCGCGACCUGCAGAUCAUCCUCGAGGAGUUCUGCCACCCGAUGCUGGUGGCCGGCCUGCUCACCCAGGAGCAGCUCUCCGCAAUCUUCCUCAACACGGAAGACUUGCUCGAGAACAAUCAGACGCUGGCGGAGCGGAUGCGCGACGCCCUGGACAUGUCCCUGGAGCAGGGCGACGACGACCUGCUGACGGUCAACAUCGGACGCAUCUUCCUCGACUUCACGCAGAUGCUGCACGCCUUCGAGAGCUACUGCGUCCGGCAGGCGGGUGCCAGCCUGCUGCUGGCCAACCUCGAGAAGGAGAAGGAGCUGUUGCGCAUCUUCCUGAAGGUCUCCCAGAUGGAGAACGCCGUACUGCGGCGCAUGAAUCUCAACUCCUUCCUGAUGGUGCCCGUCCAGCGCGUGACCAAGUACCCCCUGCUGCUGGCGCGUCUCUACAAGGUGACGCCCUCGCAAAUCGACGGACGUGAGCUGCUGAAGCAGGCCCAGGAGAAAAUCGAGCUGCACUUGAACCACAUCAACCAGGAGGCCAAGGAUGUGCCCACCAAGCUCUGGCGCCGCAUCAGCUCCUCCAGCCCCAACCGGCGGGCCUCCUGCGAAAUUGAUAUGAUAAACAUCAAGCUGCGCAAAAUGGCCAUCGACGUGCUCGAGUGGAAUCACGAUGAGGUCCGCUUCGCCAUGGAGGGCAAGCUCCUCUACACCCAGCCGACGGACAGCAACUGGAAGAAGGCGCGCACCAUCAAGCUCACGCCGGUCAACGCUCUGCUCGUGACCAAUGGCAAGCCAAGUGCCAAUUAUAGGGCAGAGAAGGCCAUGUCGGAUAAACUGAAUUUCCCGAAGCACACGGGCAUACGAGAGGCCUCCCUGCUGCUGGUGAAGGAGAAGUGCGGACGCUACACGCUGAUCCGGGAGCCCCUCUAUCUGGACAGAUGUGUGGUGUGCAGCGAAGCGGAUUGGGAUGAUUAUUUCGAAGUGCAGGAAAUUUCAUCGAAGGACACAUUCAUAUUCAAAGCCGAGGAUGGGGUACGGACCAAGCAGUGGUACACUCAGAUGCAGUACCAUGCCCAGGGCAUGGGGGCGUGGCGCAAGCGAAGAAACGCCCUGGCCAACAUCAUGAUCAACGGAAUGCUGGCCCGCAGCUAGCAGGAGUCCAUCCCGUCCGGUCAGGACCCAUCCCACAGCAAACCGCAGCACGGCACAGCACAGCACACACGCGUGAAACCACAUUCUGCCGGUGCGACAGAUGAUGAUGGAUAACAUACACAUACACACACACAUACACAUACAUAUACGUACGAGUAGGAGUACGAUUACGAUUACGAACAAUAACAAUAAAAAUGGCGCAUAACAAUAAAACUGAACAAUUGGUUAUGCAUUUAAUAAUGUAUUUAUGCGCUAUUAACCAACAAGCAAUUUCGUAAUUAUUUUUUAAGUGAUAAACAAUUGAAUCGAGCACGCAUAACGCUAGUUAGUGUCUACAUAAUACCUAUGCCUCCAUAUGCCUACACCUAUAUCUACAUACAUACAUAUACAUAUAUC